Molecule: messenger RNA, 1458 nt
Organism: Leopardus geoffroyi (Geoffroy's cat)
Lineage: Eukaryota; Metazoa; Chordata; Mammalia; Carnivora; Felidae
Gene: RPL15
Product: ribosomal protein L15
Exons: 4
Coding region: 542-1156 (204 amino acids)
Biological process (GO): cytoplasmic translation
Cellular component (GO): ribosome; cytosolic large ribosomal subunit
Molecular function (GO): RNA binding; structural constituent of ribosome
Source: RefSeq, a predicted model, not a curated record
AGCCAUCAGGUAGGCUGUGUUGGUGGUAUUCGCUGUUUCAUCCGCCGCUGAUCUCCCUUCGACUCGGCCAUCCAGAGUCGGGGACCCUGCGUCCUCGGAGCUCCUCCUGUCUUCUGUGUGGCGCGAGUUCGAUCAGGAUGCGGGGCUGCGCGGGCGUGGAGAGGCGGCCCCCGGAAUGGGCUGGGGCGAUGAUGUGAUGGCGGCGCGAAUUCGAGCGGGGCCUGGAGCGUGAAGGGAAAGGAAGCAUGGGGCUGAGGGAUGGGAGGCCGGGCCUAGAGGGUCUUAAAGCAAGGCCUGCGGGUUGGGUGGAGUAAGGGCUUUUUCCUCCAGAGUUCACCUUGGAGGCAGCGGCUGUAGCACUUUUCCCUGUCGUGUCUGCGAGCUCUCUUUGCAGGCCAAGCCCUCGGGGACGCCGCCUGCGGCAGCCCUCAGCCCCCAUCAAUGCCCAAGUCUAAUGCCAUUCAUGUGUCCAACAAAAAUGUACCGAUUCCCUCUCUGCGCUGCUCCGUGCUGGGGUCGCAGAGUUCAAAGGUAAGCCAAGAUGGGCGCUUACAAGUAUAUCCAGGAGCUAUGGAGGAAGAAGCAGUCCGACGUAAUGCGCUUUCUUCUCAGGGUGCGCUGCUGGCAGUAUCGCCAGCUUUCUGCGCUCCACAGGGCCCCCCGCCCAACCCGGCCCGAUAAAGCGCGCAGACUGGGUUACAAGGCCAAGCAAGGUUAUGUCAUAUAUCGGAUUCGUGUGCGACGUGGUGGCCGCAAACGCCCAGUUCCUAAGGGUGCUACCUAUGGCAAGCCUGUCCAUCACGGUGUCAACCAGCUGAAGUUUGCCCGAAGCCUCCAGUCUGUUGCAGAGGAGCGAGCUGGACGCCACUGUGGGGCUCUGAGAGUCUUGAAUUCUUACUGGGUUGGCGAAGAUUCCACAUACAAAUUCUUUGAGGUUAUCCUUAUCGAUCCAUUCCAUAAAGCUAUCAGAAGAAACCCUGACACCCAGUGGAUCACCAAACCAGUCCACAAGCACAGGGAGAUGCGAGGGCUGACAUCUGCAGGCCGCAAGAGCCGUGGCCUCGGAAAGGGUCACAAGUUCCACCACACUAUUGGUGGUUCUCGCCGUGCGGCUUGGAGAAGACGCAAUACUCUCCAGCUCCACCGUUACCGUUAAUACAAGUAAUGUUUGUAAAAUUCUUACCUAAUAAACAAUUUAGGACAGUCAUGUCUGCUUAAAAGUGUUCUUUAAUUUGUCUGUUAAAAUUAGUUGUCUGCAGAUUGUUCCAUGAAUGCAUUGUCAAAUUAUGAAAGUUAAAGUGCAAUAAUGUUUGAAGACUAUAAGUGAUGGUGUAUCUUGUUUCUAAUAAGAUAAACACUUGUGUCUUUUGCUUUAUCUUAUUAGGGAGUUUAUAUGUCAGUGUUUAAAUGCUGUUUGGUAUAAUAGGUGUAAAAUAAAUUCUGUAAAAGUGGAAUGCA